UCCACGCGGAGGAGGAGAGGGUGAGGUGUGCAUGGCACGAGAGUGGAAGUGACAUUCUGAUUUUUGGGAAGCAACAAGGUCACUCACCUCACGGUGCCACGCGCAGGUCCGUCCACAAGCCCGCGGUCUGUGCGUAAAAGCGCACAGCCAAAGCAGAACUUUACGCGCUCCCAGGAGACGGCUUCCCUCUCGCUCCUCCGGCCGGUGGCGGUGUGUGAGACCUUCCCGUCGGCCAGUCGGUGACUUUCACACCCGGUUCCGCUGCGUUGAGGCCGGUACCAUCCAGAGCCCCGGGUCAUCCAUGAGGCUAGAGGCCGCGGCCAGGAUGGACGUGUUCAGGAAGCUGUGGAAGGCGCGGAAGCUGAUCCUCGUGGUGUUCAUCCCGCUGUCCCUGCUUCCCUUACCGCUCAUCCACCCCACCAGCGAGGCCUGCUGUGCGUACGUGCUCAUGGUGACCGCAGUGUACUGGGUGUCCGAGGCUGUCCCCCUGGGUGCUGCCGCUCUGGUGCCAGCCUUCCUCUAUCCGCUCUUUGGGGUCCUCAAGUCCAGCGAGGUGGCAGCGGAGUACUGCAAAGACACCACGCUGCUGCUGAUGGGCGUCAUCUGCCUGGCCGCCUCCAUCGAGAAGUGGAACCUGCACAAGCGCAUCGCUCUGCGCAUGGUGAUGAUCGCGGGGGCCAAGCCGGGCAUGUUGGUGCUGGGCUUCAUGUGCUGCACGGUGUUUCUGUCCAUGUGGCUCAGCAACACGUCCACCACGGCCAUGGUGAUGCCCAUCGCCGAGGCCGUCCUGCAGCAGCUCAUCUGCACCGGUCUGGCCGACGGACACAACGACUCGGAAACCGCCGAGGCCCCCGAGGACGACAGCGCUGUUUUAGAAAAAGAAGAGAACUUUGACAAAAACCAGCUGGAGCUGCUCUAUCGCACCGGCAGCGACUGCAGCAAACACAAACAGGAGCUCGGCACGCUCAGCGAGGUGCAGAUCGUGGAGUCCAACGGUCUGGCUCUCAUCAGGCACACCAACGGACACCUGCCGAAGGUUUCCAUCGAUAUCCCGAAUGUGAAGCGGGUGAAGACCAGGAGGGACUCCCAGUAUCCCACCAAGAGGGAUCACAUGAUCUGUAAAUUCCUGUCGCUCAGCAUCACCUAUGCCGCGACCAUCGGCGGCCUCAUCACCAUCACCGGCACGUCGACCAACCUCAUCUUCGCUGAGCAGUUUAACACUCGUUACCCGGACGCCAAGGUGAUCAACUUCGGCACGUGGUUCAUCUUCAGCUUCCCCAUCGCCAUCAUCAUGCUGAUCCUCACCUGGCUGUGGCUGCACUUCCUCUUCCUCGGCUGCAACUUCAGGGAAACGUGCUCGUUGAGUAAGAAACGCAAGACCAGGAGAGAGAUGCUGUCGGAGAGGAGGAUCCAGGAGGAAUACAUCAAGCUGGGCCCCAUCAGCUAUCCAGAGGUGGUGACGGGUAUCUUCUUCAUCCUGAUGACCCUGCUGUGGUUCACCAGAGAGCCUGGCUUCGUGCCCGGCUGGACAUCUCUUUUUGAGAAGAAAGGCUACAGGACCGAUGCGACCGUGUCGCUCCUCCUGGGCUUCCUGCUCUUCCUCAUCCCUGCAAGGCGACCCUUCUCCUCUUCCUCCUCUUCCUCCUCCUCCAGGAACACAGCGCCUGACGACAACUCGGACCCCGACCCGCUGGCCCCCAUGAUCACCUGGAAGGACUUCCAGAGGCUGAUGCCGUGGGAGAUCGUCAUCCUGGUGGGAGGCGGCUAUGCCCUGGCUGCUGGCUGCAAGGUGUCCGGCCUGUCGGUGUGGAUCGGCAGGCAGCUGGAGCCCAUGAGCGGUCUUCCUCCGUGGGCCGUCACCCUGCUGGCCUGCCUGCUGGUGUCGGCGGUCACCGAGUUCGCCUCCAACCCGGCGACUCUCACCGUCUUCCUGCCCAUCCUGUCAACGCUGUCAGAGACUCUGCGCAUCAACCCGCUCCACACUUUGAUCCCGGCCACCAUGUGUGUGUCGUUUGGGGUCAUGCUUCCAGUGGGGAACCCCCCCAACGCCAUCGUCUUCAGUUACGGCCACGUGAAGAUCAGCGACAUGGUGAAAGCCGGCUUCGGGGUGAACCUGAUCGGCGUGGCGGUGGUGAUGUUGGCCGUCACCACGUGGGGGGUUCCCCUCUUCAACCUCAACGAGUUCCCGGACUGGGCGGUGGCCAGAAACGUCACCGGGGUCUUAUAAACACUGGCGGUUUUUUGGAGGGAUGAAUCACCGGAAUAGAGAGAGAGAUUCUGUAAGGAGAGACAACUAGGAAAUGAUGCAAGAGGACAGUGUUGCUCAGUCCAGUCCUCUCGGAUUAAACUGGACCUGAGGGAGGAUGAAGAGAAGAAGAAGAAGAAGAAGAAGAAGAAGAAGAAGAAGGGAGCGGAGAACCAUUUCCUGUUGCCUCGAUGUAAUAAUCAGGAUGAUAAUUGUUUUGGUCGCACGUGGAGCUCUGACUCCAGCGAAAUAAAAAAUAUAUUUUCACCUCCGCCAACGAAGUUUAAUGGAGAUCCUGUUUUUCAACCAAUCACAGAAGACGUUACGAAAAGCAACACAAAAAUAUGUUUCGGGUGAUAUUUUGUUAAGCGAUUUAGAAUAGAACCAGAGCCACAUCACGGCCUCCUCUGUGGAUUAGUUUGAUAUUGAGAUAGAAAUAAGCUACAGGGCUGCUGUAAAUUAGUCUAUGUUUUUGUUCUGCAUACACAGAGCGACUCGUCAUCAUAUAUGUAGAACUCACACGAUACGACAUCUGUUUUUAAAAGAGCGAAACGCUCGUGUCCUGUCUGGAUGCUCUCAGCAUUGCUUUGGAAAUCGAGGCGUCCUAAUAUGUGCCUGAGUGUCUUUUACCAAAGUUUCUGGAGCUGAUCGUGCGGCUCGAUCACGACGUGGAACAAGCGCCUCGCGGUACCGCCUCUUGUCAUAUCACACGUUCAGCAUGGACCCGUCUGUCUCCUGUGGGAAUCAAACCUCCAACCCUGAGUGUUGCUGCCUUGCUUUAACCAGGAGCUUGGUUCACUCCCAUCUAUCCUCCUGAAAUGAUGGAGAGCAGGAGUGAAGGAGCUUGUCACUGAGACCGUGAGGAGUGAACGCCGCACUGUAUUUAAGGUGUAAAACGUCCCGCGCUGGUCGGCGAAUCAAACCAACAUGUAUUUGAAGUCAAUUGGAUUUCUGAGCUUCCGCUUCUCUUGGAUGAGACGCUCCUGUCAUUGUUCUGUGUCUUCAGCCGGGUGCUUUCAUCCUCUCCUUAAUUACUUCUUUGCCUUCAGCAUUUACUUUUUUUGGGGGGGUCAUACUGAAUACAUCUGAAAACGUCAUCAUUAGAAGAUGAAGUCAUAAACUCAAGAGUAUUUUUGCUGGUUUGAGGUCACAAGGUUUAUAUGCAAACAUGAUUUAAAUGUUUAAUUGCACGUCAGCCGCUAGAAAACGGCGUUAUUAAGAAUCAAUAGCCUGUUCAUUGAUCACAAAAGCGUAAAUGUGUUUUAUGAGGUUUUUGUCAAGCAGCGGGAUGUUUGUCCGAGGUCAGGCGGCGAGACUUUUACUCCCAGCGUGUGAGGAAUACCAAGAAAUGCAGAUUUGGGAGGCUGCAAUGGUGCCUUCAAGUUUCACUUUGUUGAUGAAUGUAUUUGAAGGAGAGGAGGCAGCACAGGGAUGAUUUCUCAAUCAACUGUCAGAUCACAACUGUUGUGCGACGUGAAAAGGUUUGCACACGACAUUCACUGCACUGUGCAACAAUAUUAAAGAUGUGCUUUUUAUUUUGUACCCAAUUUAAUUGCAAUUAUUUUUAUAUCACUGCAUUGAAAGUGUAGUUCCCUCGUGUGGGCAACAACAAAACAUCGACCGCUUUUAUUUUGUAAUUUAUUCCGUUCUACUGAAGGUUUGACACAUCGUGACGGUGUUGCAGCCGUGACCUUUGACCCAGGGGCCACACGUAUUUUGUAAAUACAUAGAUUUGUAAAAUAAAGCCCGUUUCCGAAUGAGCUGUAAUAUUCCGAAAUUAUGUGUCGUCUUGAUGUCUCGUCAGACAGAAAACUAGAGGUAGGAUGAUGCAACAUUAUACACACAACAAUAAAAAAACACUUAAACCGCCAA
Molecule: messenger RNA, 4117 nt
Organism: Pseudoliparis swirei
Lineage: Eukaryota; Metazoa; Chordata; Actinopteri; Perciformes; Liparidae
Gene: slc13a4
Product: solute carrier family 13 member 4
Exons: 16
Coding region: 302-2227 (641 amino acids)
Biological process (GO): monoatomic anion transmembrane transport
Cellular component (GO): membrane
Molecular function (GO): transmembrane transporter activity
Source: RefSeq, a predicted model, not a curated record